UAUCUUUACAAAAGACUAAAAGACUGGAUAACCAUGACUGGACAAGCCCUCGACUCGAACUAUCAUUCAACGGCCACAGGAACGAAGCUACAUUAUUUGCAAACUGGAAAUGCAACGGGGCAAUUGAUUCUAUGUCUCCAUGGACUGGGUGGUUCAAGCGAUACCUUUCUUCCACUUCUGCCGCAUCUCCCAGCCAAGGACAACAUUGUUCUCGUCGAUUUCCAGGGUUUUGGGAAAACACCUCUGACAAAAUCGCCGAAUAUUGUCACGGUUGCUAAUCAUGUCGCCGACGUGGGCGACCUCAUCACGGCUUUACAACGGAAUUCGACCUCGAAAAACAAAUCAAUCUUCAUCAUCGGUCACUCCCUGGGCGCCAUCGUUGCUUUGCAGUAUGCUGCGCUGCACCCCGAAGUCAUCAAUGGCCUCACGCUACUCGGGGCCGGUCGGUCAGCAGCAAGAAUACCCGCAGCACGAGAGCGCAUGCUCGACCUCGCAGCCUCGGUGAGAUCAAAAGGAAUUGCAUUUGCGGCGGAGCUCGCGACGAAAUCGAACUUCUACGAAUCGACACCUGAACGUACGGCAACUUUAGAAGCUCGAGAAGCGGUGAAGAACGCAGUGCUUGCUGCUGACCCCGAGGCAUAUGCAAGGACAUGCGAGGCAAUCGUUGACUGGGAACACAAGGACCCUGAGUAUAAGAAGAUUGUAUCACCUGCACUAUUCAUCGCAGGGGAUAAGGAUAUGAUCAGCCCAGUGGAGAGAUCACGAGAUCUCAGUGCAUUAUUGGGUGGGAAGAGCUGUGUGGAGGUGGUGAAAAGCGGGCAUCAGCCUAUUCUUGAAGAUACGGCAGGUGUCGCAGAAGCGAUCAAUAAAUUUCUUAGGUGUGCGAAAGAAGAGUAG
Periconia digitata is the source of this 897-nucleotide messenger RNA. Lineage: Eukaryota; Fungi; Ascomycota; Dothideomycetes; Pleosporales; Periconiaceae. The record is from the annotation of a GenBank genome assembly.